This is a messenger RNA of Psammomys obesus (fat sand rat), 981 nucleotides long. Its product is annotated as igE-binding protein-like. The record is from RefSeq and is a predicted model, not a curated record. Gene Ontology annotation, biological process: viral process. Gene Ontology annotation, molecular function: zinc ion binding; nucleic acid binding. Lineage: Eukaryota; Metazoa; Chordata; Mammalia; Rodentia; Muridae.
AUGUUGAAUUACCCUCAGAUCAAAGAGCUCGCAGAAUCUGUCAAUAAAUAUGGUAUAGAUGCUAAUUUUACCAUUAUGCAGCUAGAGAGACUUGCCACCGUGGCUAUGACUCCUAAUGAUUGGGAGACCACUAUUAAAGCUGCCUUACCUAACAUGGGUCAGUAUAUGGAAUGGCAGGCACUAUGGUAUGACGCCUGUCGAGCUCAAGCUCGAACUAAUGCCUUGGAAGUGGGUCCCCAGAGAGAAUGGACCUUUGACCUCUUAACAGGACAAGGUCAAUAUGCCAACAAUCAGACCAACUAUGAAUGGGGAGCUUAUGGGCAGGUUUCAACCACUGCUAUUAGAGCUUGGAAAGCACUUUCAAAAACGGGGGAACCCACAGGUCAUUUAACAAAAAUAAUUCAAGGUCCUCAGGAGCCUUUUGCUGAUUUUGUGGCCUGAAUGACGGAAUCAGCGCCAAUGAUAAAACAAUUAAUCUAUGAAAAUGCUUCCCCCGAAUGUAAAGCAGCUAUCCUCCCAAGGAAAAAUAAGGGAUUAACAGACUGGAUAAAAAUCUGCCGAGGACUGGGAGGACCUCUUACAAAUGCUGGUUUAGCGGCAGCUAUUUUACAAAGCAGAAGCCAAGGUCAAUCAAAGAAUUCUAGGGUUUGUUUCAACUGUGGAAAGCCUGGACAUCUCAAACGAGAAUGUCAGACUAAACAGCAGAAAAAGAUCCCUGGUCUCUGUCCAAAGUGUAAAAAAGGACGCCAUUGGUCCAAUGAGUGUAGGUCAGUUAAGGAUAUUCAAGGAAAAAUUAUUUACCAUGAUGCCCCAGCUGAGGAGAAAAAUGAAACUAUUCCAAAAAAUGGGCCUCUGGGCCCCAGGUCUCAGGGCCCAAAAAGAUAUGGGACACAGAUCAACCCCAGGGGGACUUAUGCGGCAGCCGAGUCACAAGAGGCUCAGCAGGAGUGGCCCUCCGUGCCACCUCCCAAUUCUUAUUAG